Messenger RNA from Paramuricea clavata, 432 nucleotides. Lineage: Eukaryota; Metazoa; Cnidaria; Anthozoa; Malacalcyonacea; Plexauridae. The record is from the annotation of a GenBank genome assembly.
AUGGCCCAAAGGAAAUGCCGAGGCAGAACGUUUUAUGCAGCCCUCGGCAAAGCGCUUAAAACAGCAAAAAUCGAGCAACGACCCUGGAAACAGGAAAUGAAUCAAUUUCUCCUUCAAUACCGCACCUCACCACAUUGUUCCACCGGAGUUCCACCAGCGGAAUUAUUGUUUAAUCGGACAGUGAAAGGACAAUUACCGGUAUUACACCAGAAAAGCAACGUCAGUAGACACAAGGAAGCUCGUGAUAAUGAAAGGAAAAGACAGGAAUACAACGAAAAGUAUGAUCGUCGUGUACAUCGCAGCAGAAAAGACGAGAUAAAAGUAGGAGAUCAUGUGUUAGUGCGACAAAAUAGGCAAAACAAGCUGUCUCCAACCUUUGACCCAACACCAUAUGUCAUUACAAAGCGACAAAACUCGCGUGUAACAGCCUGA